This is a messenger RNA of Penaeus chinensis, 3263 nucleotides long. RefSeq lists its product as uncharacterized. The coding region runs from base 1063 to 3165 and encodes 700 amino acids. The record is from RefSeq and is a predicted model, not a curated record. NCBI's taxonomy places the organism in Eukaryota, Metazoa, Arthropoda, Malacostraca, Decapoda, Penaeidae. The transcript has 4 exons.
AACAGGUGGCUCCCGGCGACCGCGACACGAGGGGGCGGCCGACGCGACGAGAUCCCGAGGAAAGAACGUGAAAGAAAACGAAAAGAAAAUAGGCGUAACUGGAUCAUGUUUUUGUUUUUCUUUUUUCCAAAUCGUUAUGGGAAAGGUUGGUGAAUGAUUGGUACAGAAACAAAGACGAAAACAAAGCAAGGAGAUUAGAAAUUAGAGAAAGAGAGACGACAGAUAAACCACACAACGAAAAGAAACGAAAAUGAUACAAAUCAGACGAUAUUAGAAAUCAACAAGAAAAUUAUUUUUAAUAUUUAUUUUUUAUUUUUUAAUAUUUUCCGUUUUUUUUUUCUUUCUUUUUUUCGAAAGAACGUACUUGUUCAAGAGACAAAGGAAGCGACGACAGAGGCGCUAAGUAAGUGCUCUCCGAUUGCAGCCUUUGUCUCGAUGUUGCAAAGAAUGAAAACCAGAGAAAGAACAUAAAUUCUGUCUCUUGGAUGAACGAAAGAAUAUAAAAAAGGUGAUCAUUUUAUCCCCCAAAAAAGAUAAACAAACAAAAAAAAAAAAACGAAAUAUUGUGCUUUGUGGUUUAUUGAAAAUGUGUUUUGUCUUUUUUUUGAUGUGAUGGAAAAUGUUGAUUUGGAUCUGAACGAAUAAAAAUGACAGAGAGAGAGAAUAAUUAUGAUCUUUUUUGCUGUUUUGAAGUUUGAUUGUAGAUGUUAUCAUCAAAAUGUGGAAUGCAUAAAAUUAUGGCUUUGUUAAGAGGUACAAAUAAGAGGAAAUAAGAAACGAGAAAGACAGUGAUGAUAAAAAUGUGAAAACAAAGAAGAAGAAAAAAGAGAGAGGGAAAAAAAACAUACAGAAAAAAAAAACGAACGACAAAGACAAAUAUUUACCAAAGGAAUAAAUUAAAGAAAAAGAAGAAAAAGAAGAAGGAAAAGAAGAGGAGAGAGAGAGAAACAGAAAAUCUUCCGGAAUAGAGAAGGUUUUGGAUGGCCCAGGACCAGCGAGGCAACGAUGGAACCCCGAUCACUUUUAGCAAGGAAGGUUCACAGCAACAUAUAAUGUCUGAAGAUGUCAGCAAGGUGGACUAGACUACCCCCUCUACCUCGAGAUCGUCUAGCACAGCUGUUCCCUCGACGUCGCUCUCGAGUCUCCUCCUCCUCAGAUGGAGCUCCUGGCGAGACUCCUGAGGCUCGUUAUCUCGCCGCCACGAAGGAACUUGUCCUCACGAGGUACACUCACCAGAGCACAACGAGGAUGAACUCUGAGUGUGAAAGCUAUGACGAUAGCACGGAAGAAAACAUACAGAUAAUACAGAAGGAUAUGGAAGGAGAUGAGAAGAGAUCUAGCGGUUCUUCUUCUCCUCCCAAACACUUGUGCAGUUCGAUCAAAGAGAAGCUCGAGCAUACGAAGGAGCAGAUGCAGCAGACGCGGAAGAAGAGCAGCAACAAGGUAGGCGUGGAGAUGCCUGCGGACGUGGACUCCAGCUGGGACCGCCCGCCCCCGUGCCUCUCCGCCCGCUUCAGGGUGGCCAGCGGCGCCAGCCAGUUCCGCGAAGUCAACUUCAGCGUGCCGGCCGCUGGUGGUUUUGGGGCGCUCGCCAAGGUCGAGCCUGAGGCCGAGGAGGGCAAGGUCGAGUCGGCGGUGUUCGGCAGCACCCAGCACUUGCCGAAGGCGGACGAAGAAGAGGAGGAGGGGGCGAAUGCUGAAGGCGGCGAGGGCGUCGGCGAGGCGGGAGAAGGACAAGGCGACGAGAAGGAACCGGACGACGCUGGCGACGCCGAGAAGGCAGGGACGUCCUCAGACGGAGAGAAGGCGGACUCGGCGUCCAGAAUUGGGGAAGACCUAGAAGCGACGGUCGACGAUAAGGGCGGCCGCCGGUCGGAGGAGAAGUACGCGAUCGAGAGCGCCGACGCCUCGCAGGAGCCGGACCAGAGGGCGAGCGGCAGCGGCGGGGCGGUGGCGCGCCGGCUGGUCCAGGUCCCUCAGAGUCUCAACCUGGCCAGGAACGGCGCCGUGGAGUCCGAUUUCCUCCGCUUUUCGUCGGGCGCCAGCACCAGCAAGGGCGGGGACCCCCGCGGGUGUCAGACGUCCCUCGGGGGCUCCAUGACGGAGGACACGGAGCUCUCGUGCGGGUCGACGAGGACGCUGGACGACGAGGAAAGGAAGCCAACGAGGCCCCUGGCGCCGAAGGACGAGCGCGAGAGGCCCGUCCUCACCGCCACGUCCCUGGCCAUCUACACGAACAUCGAGCAGAACGGGUCGCGCUCGGGCACGUGCCUCCUGUGCACCACCGCCGUCUGCACCUUCAUCGUGACCAUGGUCCUUGCUGUCGGCAUCCUGAUCGCGCCGAAGACGCUCGCCGUGAAGGAACCGACGAAACGGCCGCUCCCGGAACCCGCGCCGCCGGCGCCGCCCGCUCUGCCCGCCGGCACCAACGCCUCCUCAGAGACUCCCUCCGUAGCGGCUCUGCACGUCCUGACGAUCACUCGGAUGCAGAGGGCUCGUCAGGUGGUCGACCGGGAGCGCGCUGCUAGCACGCGCUCUGUGACGACCACGCCUCCCGCGACGUCAGGGCACGCGCCGGCCACAAUGCCUAUGCACCUUGCAUCCCCCACAGCUUCUGCAACGCACUCCUCCUCCGCAAGACACACGGAUUACACCCUCAAGUUCCUCAGAUCAAGCGUGCACUCGCCCUACAGAGAAGCCAGCUUUUCUCCCUCGAGAUCCUCUCCCGCCACGGCCGUCACACCGCUCGCCGGGCUUUCCACCUCGACAUUGUUUCGCAAAAUGAUGUUUCCCUCAUUAUCCUCCGGCGUCACUUCUCCAUCGUCAUCGCCUCCCGAAAACACUUCCCCGCCGUCCUCCCCCGAACAUUUCCUCCCUUCUUCAUCGCCUGCAGACGCACUCAUAACCUCCUCCUCCUCCUUCAGGCAAACCCAAAACCCCAUCGCCGCCCACAUACAUACGCCGCCCAUGACUUACACCCCAGACUCAUCCUCCGCGAGAAAUGCCACAGCGACUGCGUCAUCUGCAUCGCCUUCGUCAGGAUAUUACUCGCCCACCACGACUCUCCUCCCUCCUACAUCUACGGGGCGAGAGAGAAGGGAUUAUCUGUCGGAAGAGAGAGUUCUGUUAUUCGGACAAAGCCAUCGUAAAAAGCGAAUGAACUGAUUGCUAGAGAGAGAGAGAGAGGCAGAGAGGGAGGGAGAGAGUAAGGGAGAGAGUAAGGAAGAGAGAGAUCGAGAGAAAGAGGGAGAGAAAGAGGGAGA